GGUGAUGUCAGCUCUGGACAAAAAUAGAGAGGGAUCGCCUGCAAAUCCCCAGCUCCGGCGGGGCUAAACCUUGCAAUCCCUCCCGGGCCGGCGCCGAGCCAGGGCGCAUCGGCUUCCACCACCUCCCCCGGCGCGCACACACCAGCACACGCGCACGCACGCACACACUCCCCCGCACUCGCACUCCCCGUCUUUCCCGGUGCCCCUCGUUGCGGGCCACUCGCCGCACCCGUUUGCCCCGCGUGUUAAAGCACACACAGGUGGCGGCUGGGACGUGGGGAGCGCGUUCCUGCAGCCCUGCGGUCAGAGCGAUCUCACAGGAGCCAGUGUGGGAUCCCCGCAGUGCCCCAUCGGAGCGCUGGCCGCGAGCCGCGCACGGGAACGCGGACCGCGCGCCGUGGAUAGCCGGGACGUGGAUUAGCGCCCGCAGCAGCCUCCCGCGCGCGCCGAGGCGCUAAAGGGCUUACCCAGGAGGGGGGUGCGAGGGCGGGGAGAGGCUGCCCGUUAAAUACCGCUCCCCGCCGCACUCCGGGCUCACCCAGCUCGCUGCCACCGUUGCCAGAUCGUGCCCAGGAGGAGGGGGCGUUCCCCGCGCCAUGGCAUCAACGGAAGGUGCCAACAAUAUGCCCAAGCAGGUGGAAGUUCGCAUGCACGACAGCCACCUCAGCUCUGAGGAGCCGAAGCACCGAAACCUGGGCCUGCGCAUGUGCGACAAGCUGGGGAAGAACCUCCUGCUCUCCCUGACGGUGUUCGGUGUCAUCCUGGGGGCAGUAUGUGGCGGGCUGCUUCGCUUGGCCUCUCCCAUCCAUCCUGAUGUGGUCAUGUUGAUAGCCUUCCCAGGGGACAUACUCAUGAGGAUGCUAAAGAUGCUCAUCCUCCCUCUCAUCAUCUCCAGUUUAAUCACAGGGUUGUCAGGCUUGGAUGCUAAAGCCAGCGGCCGCCUAGGCACGAGAGCCAUGGUGUAUUACAUGUCCACGACCAUCAUUGCCGCUGUGCUGGGGGUCAUCCUGGUGUUGGCUAUCCACCCAGGCAAUCCCAAACUCAAGAAGCAGCUGGGGCCUGGGAAGAAAAACGACGAGGUGUCUAGCCUGGAUGCCUUCCUGGAUCUCAUUAGAAAUCUCUUCCCGGAGAACCUGGUGCAAGCCUGUUUCCAACAGAUUCAGACAGUGACAAAGAAAGUUCUCGUGGAACCUCAGGCUGAGGAGGUCAAUACAACCAAGGCCGUCAUCUCCAUGUUGAAUGAGACCAUGAAUGAGGCCCCUGAAGAAACUAAGAUCAUUAUAAAGAAGGGCCUGGAGUUCAAAGACGGGAUGAAUGUCUUAGGUCUGAUAGGGUUCUUCAUUGCUUUCGGGAUUGCCAUGGGGAAGAUGGGUGAGCAGGCCAAACUGAUGGUGGAGUUCUUCAACAUCCUGAAUGAGAUCGUCAUGAAGCUAGUGAUCAUGAUCAUGUGGUACUCCCCGCUGGGUAUCGCCUGCCUGAUCUGUGGGAAGAUCAUCGCCAUCAAGGAUUUAGAAGUGGUUGCUAGGCAACUGGGGAUGUACAUGAUCACUGUGAUCGUGGGUCUCAUCAUCCAUGGGGGCAUCUUUCUCCCCUUGAUCUACUUUGUAGUGACCAGAAAAAACCCAUUCUCCUUUUUUGCUGGUAUUUUCCAAGCCUGGAUCACCGCCCUGGGAACAGCUUCCAGUGCUGGAACUUUGCCUGUCACCUUCCGUUGCUUGGAAGACAAUCUAGGGAUUGAUAAGCGUGUGACGAGGUUCGUUCUUCCAGUUGGAGCAACCAUUAACAUGGAUGGUACAGCGCUUUACGAAGCCGUGGCCGCCAUCUUCAUAGCCCAAAUGAACGGUGUCAUCCUGGAUGGAGGGCAGAUUGUGACUGUAAGCCUCACAGCCACACUGGCGAGCAUUGGUGCAGCCAGUAUUCCCAGCGCCGGGUUGGUCACCAUGCUCCUCAUUCUGACAGCCGUGGGCCUGCCGACGGAGGACAUCAGUUUGCUGGUGGCAGUAGAUUGGCUCCUGGACAGGAUGAGAACUUCAGUCAAUGUUGUGGGUGACUCUUUUGGGGCUGGGAUUGUCUAUCACCUCUCCAAGUCUGAGCUGGAUAGCAUCGACUCUCAACACCGGAUGCAUGAAGACAUUGAAAUGACCAAGACGCAGUCCAUUUAUGAUGACACGAAGAACCAUAGGGAAAGCAAUUCUAAUCAGUGUGUCUAUGCUGCACACAACUCUGUCAUAAUAGAUGAGUGCAAGUCUCUUCAUUAUGUGGAAUAUCAAUCGUGGGUUUAAGUUUGCACAUGACGUUGAGGACAGACAGACAGAAGAAGGUAACUCUGGCGGCCAAUGGAAAGUCAGCUGACUGCAGCGUUGAUGAAGAGCCUUGGAAACGUGAAAAAUAAUGACCUGACUCUCAGCCAAUUCUUGAAUAAACUCCCCAGCGUAUCUUAUGGUAAAAGAUGCUCUAAACAGGCUUCCUUUACGAAAGGAAAAAUGCACAUAUUUCUAUGUUUACUUAAUCUGUUAGCUGAGGCUUAGAGGAGCUGUUGUACACCCGUGAUGACAGGCACUGUGCUGUGUCCUUGCCAAAUAAUGCUUCAUAACUGUCUAAUUUUCUUACUUGUGUUGCUAUCUGAAUGGAUGAUGCUGGAGACAUGACUUUGAACAGAAGACAAGUUCUUGCCAGCUUCCCUUUGUCUCAUUGCACAACUGUGGAUGCUCUUUUCCCAUGGGGACAGGACAAAAGCAGUGUGGUACACUCCAGGGACUUGAGACAAUGAGCACACACAGUGUGGUAUUCCUUAAGUGUUCAUUGCUUACCUUGUUCUGCACAAUGAUUCUGCUAGAAACUUCUAUAAGUUUUCCCCCUCCAGCUGUAGAGUCGGCAUCUGUCAUAGGGACAACUUGCAUUUUUGUGUACUGUCUAAGUUAAAUAUUUCAGAGUUUCAGUGGUUGCCCAUACUCUUGGAAGGCAGGUGACCAUGAAGCCAACAGUUGCUCUGCCUUCCCUAUUUGUGUGUGUGUGUGUGUGUGUGUGUGUGUGUGUGUGUGUGUGUAAUGGGGAAUUUAAAUGAACUAAGAAUUAUUUGCAUAUAACCACUGUAUACCUUGAGAAAAGUAAAAAACCGUAGUCAACCUAAAUUUUAACCAGAUUUAAAUAUUCAAACGCACUUGUUGGACUUGCAUUCAGACAGCACAGUGAUGUUAAGUGUGAUCCCCUGAUCUUUGUUAUUAUUUGCUUCACUCAUAAGAGUCUCAUUUGACUUCCUAACAAAAAGAUAUUUUCAAUAUCCAAAUCACUUCCCUCACAUUCUCAUCCAUCUAUGUGGCUGAGCAUUUUAGCUUCCUCACACAAAGGGACAGAUGUUGGCUGUGUCUCUUCUCAUAUCAUUUUGAUAUAUAAUAUGUAGAAAGUGUUCCAUUAUAUAAAGAGCCUGAAAACCAUCACAAGACACAAAAGCUUUCUUCCCCUUCAGUGAGAAAGGAGCAGAAAGUCAACCUUUAUAUAAAAUCCUUUAAAGUGAGAAAGGAGCAGAAAGUCAACCUUUAUAUAAAAUCCUUUAAAGAUGAUAUUCCUAUGACAGAGUCCAGACAGUCUCAAACCAUCAAGUAAUGGCAAAGAAUGGGCCCACAAACUUCUCUGAUAGAAUCUUUUCCAAGGGCAGUGAAAGUUUUAAGGAAGAAAAAAUAUAAUUGUCACAGCAUGAGCAUGGUGGUUUGCCUGUGGUACACUUAAUUACUGGUUGUGCAAGCUAAAAUUGUGAGUGUCUACUAUUAUCUUCUGUUGAAUAACCCACAGUAUUUUCCUAAGAUUCCUGGGCUUAAGGGUUGGCUGGGAACUUGAACUACUGAAUACAAAGCACACUUGACUCUAAGAAGCAGAUGGAGCCUGGUCCAUAGGUUAAAGUGCAUGUGACCUCUGAGGCAAGCAGAGUUGGGGGAGAUAUUCGUAUAUAGUAAUAGGACCCAGCAUCUCUGAGAAAGGUUACUGAGACAUUGCCUCUCUUUUUAGCCUCUCUUGUGACUUCUCUCCUUCAAAUCAAACAGCUUGGAAACAUACGAAAGACAAGAGAUUCCUUCUGUUUUUUGCUUUGUUUUGCUCUGUUUUUGUUUUCUUUUUUUUUUUAAUCUCAUAAACCUUAACUGUUUGAAAACAAGGAUCACACAAAAGACAAGAGAUUCCUGGCUUUUUUUUAAUUACUGUUUUUUCUUUGUUUUAUCUCAUACACCUUAACUGUUUUUAAACAAGGAUCACUCUGGAGCAGUAUUAAUGAUUAUUUCGCUUUGUUUUGGUUUCUGGCUUUUGAAACCAGGUCUUGCUAUGCAGGCCAGGCCAGCUUCAAACUCACACCCUUCCUGCUCAGCCCUAGUUCUAAGGUUAUAGGUGGACAUCACCACAUCAGCUGGUAGAUGGGGCUUUGGUAACCCUAUUCCUUAAAUGGAUUCAGUUGAUAUUUUUGAAGAAUCAAGAUCAUUUCAGAAGCAAGCCAACCGAACAGACAUUCACCCUUCCCUUUCUUACCCUUUCCCUUUGAGAAGCAAGAGGAAUCAUUAUUCAGCUAUCAAGGAAAAUUCAGCAAAUGCAGUCAGUGAAUAGGAUGGCUGUUUUGAAGGUGGUGUUUAACCUUAGGUUUCUAAGGGUAGCCUCUCCGUAUGCUGUAUGCUGGAGAAUCUAGGCAGCCAUCAGGAUCUGAGCACACAAAACCCCAGUAAAGUCCUGGAGGUGAUUUUAGGACCACAAGGUCACUACCAGAUUCUGUUUUUCACUUCCUGUUGGGUAUAGCAAAAAGCCUGUGUGGCCUCAUAGCCUGUGGACAUUUUCAUGCUCCAUAAAAGACAAAUGGCCAUUUCUUCUCUCUCUAGUCAGCUUGGGCAUUCACAAAGUGAAAGGAUACCAAAAUGUCCCUGGAUGGAAACUAAGAAAACAGAGAAACGGAUAGGAAGAAUUCAGCUCAUGGGGCAAUUCCUGCUAGGGGAUGCUGUGAAUCUCAAUGUUUGACUUGAUUAGGUCUCGGGUAUUUUCCAGCUGUGGCUGGAAAAUCAUGCCACAUGCAGGAAGGUGCAUUUGGUCAGAGGGCCUUUUAGCCCGGAGAGAUUGAGAAGCUUAUCUGUAGGGUCUUCAAAAGAAAACCCAAUCCUGCCUUCUUUUUGCAAAUAAACCUCCCUUUGUCCUCCAAAGCAAUAGUUCACUAUAACUUUUCACUUUUGUCAGGAUUCGGGCUCUGGUCCGUGCACUGCUCCCCUCAUGCAGCGGCACAAUAAAUCCAAAUAGGUGUUCACACGCUCUGGCUCCGAUAGACAAGUCUGGGCAGCACCAGCCUUUGACGACUAAAGCUGAAGCAGUUACACCGCAGGGGCCAACUCGCCCACCUUCUGCUCACUGCCAUCUGCCCUGCACUUUUGCUUUGCUUAUUUUCCAGCCGAACUCAUUAUAAGCUGAGACGAAGUACCAAAUGGGAUUUUCCAGUACUUACAAGACUCCAGGGCCAAGGGUCAUAAGAAGAUAAAGUGGGGUUUUCCUAAAUCAAGUUGUCAUUUAAGAUUUAUGGUCUUGGCAUCUAUAGUAAUUUCUGGCUAAACCCAAUAGAAGGGUCACCGCAUACCAACCAAACCAGGUAGCAAAGGAGUCAGCUGUUUUUCCACGGGUGGAGUGAGAUAAAAUCUGUUCAAAAACACCAGCUAGUUGAGAAUCUUCCCUAAAACUCUCUUCCCAGUCCGCUGCUCUCUUCCUUCCCUCUCCUUUCCUUCCAUCCCAUUGCUCAACAGAAAGAGUUGUAAAUGGCCAUACAGUUAUGUGGGGCUUGGUGUGGGAGGAGAUAGCAGAUCUUAACUGAGUAAUAUCCAGUCUCACUACCUGAACCACAAUCUGGCACCCGACACAGGAAUGCUUAAAAACCACGUGGUUUGGGAGAGGAACCAUUUGAUUUAGACAUGCCCACUAGGAGCUGUAUGACUUACAAAAGCCACUGUCUGCCCAGACUUCUUUUGCUUCUAUAUGAGAAGAGGGGAGAUUGGACCAAAUGACUAAAGUCUCCUUCUAGCUCUGCAAAUGCACUUUUCUAAUCUCUGCUUUACUUUUUCCAUCUUCAGAGGCUUCCUGUCCUAAAACAUGGCUUACUUGUAUUUUAAGUUGUAAAGACACACAAUAAUGAUGAAUCAGUUUAGUUUUUUUUCCCCUCAUUCCCUUGGGAAAACUCAAACUCAAGUGUCUGUUCGUUCCACGCUUUACAAGAAGCUUGGAGAGUGGCCGUUUAAAACCAUAGUCCACUGUUCUUCUGAGACACCAGUGAACAUCCCUCUGUAAAGAUCCCUUUGACCUAAACUCGCUGUUCUCGCAGGCGCUGCAGUUCUGCCCAGGGAGAUGCUCUGCAGUCACCAGGAGGGACCAGGCACCUCGCAGCUGCACCUGAGUCCUUGCAUCACAUCUGCUGUAGCAACAGCACCCACUCCAAAUACUCAGCCCACAUCAUUUUCCCCAAACAGUCUUAAUUGCCAAUCCUGUAUGGGAGUUUGGGAGGCUCUGGCAAACAAGCUUGAACACUCCUGACAUUUGGUGCAAGAUUUACACAACCACAGCAACCGUCUCCACAUACGUGCAGACAUGUAUAUCCAUUCCUGAACCAGGGAGACGAGUCUUUUCUCUGGAGGGAUGAGCAGGCAGAUUUGAUUGAUUUCAUUUGAAAGUUUUCCUCUUGGUUUGCUUGCAUAACAGACAUAACAUUGUAGGGAGAGACACUGUCACUUAUAAGAACAGAGUUUUCCCAUUUGCUUAUGCCCUUUUCUGUGCUCACAGAGUCUCUAAGUAGUUAGAAAGUUGCGAGGUGGUUUACCCUCUCUGCUUGUGUUGUAAUAGACCAUAGCUUGCAUGUUUGCCCUCUAAGUUUCUAAUAGAAUGGAGUUGAUAGCCUAGUGUAGUGAACAUCUUCAUUGCCAGAAAAGAUUUCAGCUCUUCAAAUUUGGAAGAGCAAGUUGGAAAACCAGGUCUAAAAGAUUAAUUUGCGCUGUUGGUAGUGAUGGUGGUUGCUUCGCCAGCCCUCCCCUCCCCCUUCCCCCCCCAGGUGGCAGAAGAUCUAGAGCAGAAAGAUAGUAGUGUUUCUUAAUUGAUCCACUUAAGGUCACCAUGGAAAAGUGGGAGAUAACGUUCCUGGGCGAUAAGGGUUACGCUACCACCUGGAAUCAUUUCCAGUCAGCGUUUUGUUUCUAUGCUAAUUUCCCAGUCUUGUUGGAACAGACCUGUGCACUGCAGAGCCAGCACGUGACCUAGACAGUUGGUGGCAGUAUAUCUGGGUUCCUCUGGAGACACCCCCAAUCCCCAGAUGAGCUCUGGAACCUAACAACUGACUGUUAUCCUUGUCAUCAUCCUCUGGGACAUGGGGAUGAUGCAGCCAGACAGAGCCUUGUUGCUUCUGGGCUCCGUUUCUCCUCAUGGCAACCAUUCACCCUGCCUGGAAACGGCCUGCUGCCUUUGGUAGGGGACAGAUAUGCUCAUGAGCCAAGGAAGCUGGUCAAACAUAUCCCUAAGGUUUCUUCAUGCUGGAGCAAAUUCCCUAAUACACACAAUCUGAAACUCAGCUCCAUGAUGACUUACGGCUCCAUAUUUCCCUUCCUGUCUCAGAGCCUUCCUGUCUACGAAUCUGGUACCCAGAUUCUUCUACAGCUCAUCUCAACCCUUUCUUCUUUCUUCCUGCCUCUGUGAGAGCUCAGCAUCCCAUCUCCAUGCUGUACAACACAAACCAGAUCAUCUGGUUACUAUAGAGAUUUGUAUAUAUUAAAACAAGCUUACUUUUUGGAGAAUGUUUUGUAUAUUCUUUUUCUAUUUGUUUUCUACAGCUUGAGGAGAGAGCUGGCAAACUGUGAAUCUAAUUUUAUGUUUAUGCCAGCAGAUAUAUUUUAGCUUCCUGGGAAAAAUCUGUGUUACUAGGGACAACAUAUUGCCCUCUGAUCAGUAUUGCACCCCAAAUCUACAAAGUUACUUUGGCCCCAUCUUACAUUCUUUCUUACACGAAUCCUCACAGUUCUUUGCUAUUAUUUAUAAAGAUAAAUAUUUAUAGUCAUGGGUAUUACAAGUUUAAUCUUAAUUUAGCUUUUAAUAAUGUUAUGCAUGUUUGUAUCUAUUCUUCAAAAAAUCAUAAAGACUCAGAGUAGGCUGAAAUAAUCUAUUUAGUAUCUGUAAUUUUUCAGACAGAUAUUUUCUUAUGAUAUUUUCUAUACAACCACAUAGAAGUAUAACUAAUUAGAGCACAAGUUUCUAUAGCAAUUUAGGGGUAUCAACUGUUUCCUGAGCAUAUAGCCACAUUUGAGAAAUUUAGGAACUCGGUCCUUAAUGAUGCAAUAACUAACAUGACCAAACUAGGAGCAAGGAAUUGCUUAAUCCCCUGAGACAGUUAGGAUAUGCAUCUAGACAGCUAAUCCACCAAGGUGAAGCAAAGGUGCUAACUUCUUUUCUUCCAGCACCAGACCUUGUUUUCCCAAUUGACCAUUCUAAUUUUACUUUCCCGUAAGACCAAUAAAGACUGGUGCUAGCAGUGGGGUAGUUUCUAUAUCAGAAUCUCCCAUGCAUUCCUAAAUGUUUAUGUGAAAAUUGGCCCAGGAAAAGGUUGAGUAGCAAAGACUGAGGAUGAGUGGUAAGACAAGAAUUCAGGACAGAUUUGGUGCAGUUUUGAGUCUUGCCAAGCAAAAUGAGAGCAAAACCUCACAUUGUUAUAUGAAUCGAACAUAUAUUUUUAAAGGAAAUGAAAGACAACAUAUUUUUAGUACCCACUCAGAAUCCAUGCUGAGUCACCAGGGGGGCUGGAGGUGGGAGUUAGAGUCAUACUGAGAUUAUUUGUAAUAAACCCAAAUAGAUUAUCCUCAGGUAGGCAUCAAACUAUGUAACCUUCCCACAAGGUAAAGCAGUAGCCACUGAAAACAUGAGGUGUCUUUCCUCCACCAAACACGCUCUCUGAGAUUGUGGUGAAACUAGUAUUUUACCGUGUUUGAAAGGGUAGUUCGUUACAUAGAACACAUACUAGGAUGUAUUUGAACCUGCUCCUCAUCAAGCAAACAGAUUAGAUGUGCCCUCAACUGGCUAAGAUUGUAUCUGUUUCCAAGUACAGCUAGCUAUCAGAGCAUGACAUUCUUGUGUGUACACGCGACACUUGGUUCACGCAUGAAGACAGUGCCUAUGCACUUUGUGUAGCGAUGAUGUAGGUAUUUGUGUGUAAUUUCAGUGAAAUGGUGUAUAGAUGUAAUUUAAUUUAAAUGUUCUUCUUGGCUGUUUAUCUAAAUGCAAUAGAUAUGCUGAUUGCCAUUUGGAAAACCUAUUUUUGUCGUCUUAGGUAUCUCCUAGAAGUUAUUUCUCUUUCUCGAUGUGAUCUGAGUGAAGAAUUUACCCAUGAAACCUCCUUACUGAUGAUUGUUUGCAAAUCUAUGUGUUCAGCACCUUUGUAAAUACAACUCAGAGCAGGGAUGGGGUUGAAUGUGUGUCUUGCCACACAGUGAAAGUCAUCCUAUGCCUGCAGCCUUUCCCAUUCAGUGCACCUGCGGAACUUUCAGUUGUCAAGGCUGAGGGAGGUUUAGAAUGAGGACAUUCAUCUCUUGUCCUCCCUCACCAGUGGGCUGAUCUUAAAGAGACAAAAGUGGGGGGGGCUCCAUCUACUCCUUGGCAUGCUAGAAUUGUGUCGUUAGGGAAGGGUGGACCUCGCUGGCUGUCAGAUCUUCAUCAUGACAUGGUAACCAUGACCUAAGAUUCUGAAGAGCCUUGCUCCCCUUGGCUUCUUGAGUCAGCAUACAGGAAUGCAUUUACUGAUUAGCUGCCACACAGGUAAGCCCCCCCCCCACCUCAAAGCACAGUUCUGGCAGCAUUGCACAUUUGUCAGAAAACAAGAGAAUACUAUAAGCACAUCAAGGCUAGGGGCCAGCAAUGGCCAGGAGUCAGGCUUGGCAGAGGCAAAGGACUAACCUGUGUUGCACUGAUUCCAAGUAUGUGAUGGGAGUCUGAUCUCCUCUACCCAGGAUGCUCUGUUUGCAUGUGUGAAGUAUGUGAGAAUGAGACUAACAGUGACCACAUUCCUCCUCAUUCACACUAAACACCAAGCUGUGAGGUCUUUAGUUCCUGCAACCCCUUUCUUCCCUGCAAAGACGGAAGAAACUGAAACAUGCUGGAGAGUGCCUCUCGCCCCCCUUCUCAAAGAUCCUGAAGAUGUGAAGCACAUUUUUUCCCAGGGGCUUCCCUAGAUGUAUGGAGUGAGGACAUGUGGUGGCUGGGUCCUUCAAAUUCUGGAUGGAAAAAAAUGUACUGAAAGGGAAGUAGACUUUAGGCAGGAUUAUCUUUGAAUGAAAGAAUAAUGGUUUCCCUCAAGUUCACAAGUCCCGGUUGGUCUGAUGUCAUGUAGCAUAACGUAUCUAUAGUAGCACAUGGUAUUUAAAGACUAAUGAAUGCAAAAAAGAUGAGAAACUCAACUAAUCUGGGGAUUGUUUCUUAUAUAUGGUACUAGGAAAUACCUUGUUGGCAAAGCACAUCUUGGGUAGUUAAGAUCUCCUGUGUUUGUCUUCAGCUUUUUUUGUGAUGUGGACUGAUGACUGUAACAUUCCAUGUGUAAAAUAACUGGAUAUUCUUCAUCUGCUGGAAAUAACCUGUAAAUCCAACCUUUCACUAAGUGUUUUAACUUCUGUGGAUAUAUAUUUCUCAUCAAUAAAUGUGGAUUCCAAUUUC
Molecule: messenger RNA, 10683 nt
Organism: Mesocricetus auratus (golden hamster)
Lineage: Eukaryota; Metazoa; Chordata; Mammalia; Rodentia; Cricetidae
Gene: Slc1a2
Product: solute carrier family 1 member 2
Exons: 12
Coding region: 597-2282 (561 amino acids)
Biological process (GO): L-glutamate transmembrane transport
Cellular component (GO): plasma membrane
Molecular function (GO): neutral L-amino acid transmembrane transporter activity; L-glutamate transmembrane transporter activity; glutamate:sodium symporter activity
Source: RefSeq, a predicted model, not a curated record